Messenger RNA from Drepanopeziza brunnea f. sp. 'multigermtubi' MB_m1, 1611 nucleotides. The record is from RefSeq and is a predicted model, not a curated record. NCBI's taxonomy places the organism in Eukaryota, Fungi, Ascomycota, Leotiomycetes, Helotiales, Drepanopezizaceae.
AUGGCGGCCAUCAAGAUUGCGUCGUUCGAGUCUACACCCGUCGAGUCCAUCCCAAGCACCGUCAACCUUUGCAGGGCCACAUUCCGCUCGCAGAAGACCAAGCCAAUUGCAUAUCGCUUAGUGCAGCUCCGGAAGCUCUACUGGGGAAUUGUCGACUGCUCUGAUGCCUUGGUUGAAGCAUGCAAGCAGGAUAUUGGGAAGCCCGUAUUCGAGACCUUCGUGUCAGAGAUCGAUUGGUGCAAAAAUGAUAUUAUGUUUGUUACCAAGAACCUGGAGAAGUGGAUGAAAGACGAAUCUGCUCCGGAUAUGCCUCUCAUAAACACUCUAAAUAACCCGAGGAUCAGAAAGGAGCCUCUUGGUACGGUCCUGGUUAUUGGCGCAUAUAACUUCCCUGUUCAACUUUCGCUUGGUCCAUUUAUUGGUGCUAUCGCAGCUGGUUGCACUGGGGUCUUGAAGCCAUCAGAGGCCUCUCCAGCUUCGGCCAUGGUCCUGAAGAAGAUUUUCGAGGAGUAUCUUGACCCAAAUGCCUACUCUGUCGUGAACGGUGCUAUCCCGGAAACCACGGCCUUGCUCAACGAGAAGUGGGAUAAGAUUUUCUACACUGGAGGCGCUGGUGUCGGAACGAUCAUUGCAAAGAAGGCAGCCGAGACACUGACACCAGUCUGCCUUGAGCUUGGAGGCCGAAAUCCUGCCAUUGUCACCAAGAAUGCGGAUCCACGCCUGGCAGCUCGCCGUCUCGUAUGGGGUAAGCUUCAUAAUGCUGGGCAAGUAUGCAUCAGUCAGAACUACACUAUGGUCGAAAAAGAAAUUCUUCCUGCCUUCAUCGAGCAACUGAAGAUCGCGUUCAAGGAGUUCUACCCCAAGGGUCAAAAGUCUAGCCCCGAUUUUGCUCGAAUUGUCAACAAAAGACAUUUUCACAGAAUCAAGAAGAUGGUUGACGAUUCGAAAGGCAAGAUUUUAAUUGGUGGCGAGAUGGAUGAAGCUGAGAACUUUAUUGAAUCCACAGUUGUGCAGGUCGACGACCCGAAGGAUUCGAUGAUUGUGGACGAGUCUUUCGGACCUUUGAUGCCCCUUUUGGCAGUCGAUAGUGUGGAAGAGGCUAUCAAAAUCGCGAACUCUGUCCACUCAACCCCUCUAGGACUGUAUCCCUUCGGUAGCAAAGCCGAGACUGACAAGAUUCUCAACGAAGUUACAUCCGGCGGCGCCACCGUCAACGACUCUUUCUUCCACGGAUCGAUCCCUACUCUCGCCUUCGGCGGCGUCGGUGACUCGGGCCAAGGGUCCUACCGUGGUAAAGCCUCCUUCGAUACCUUCACGCACCGUCGAUCCGUCGUGACUACUCCCGGCUGGAUGGAGAAGCUCGUCGAAUUCCGCUACCCACCCUAUGACGGCAAGCUCAAGCAAUACCGCGCCAUGACCGAGGUGAAACCCAACUUCGACCGCGAUGGCCUCGAGAUCAAGGGCUUGGCCUACUGGAUCAGCUUCGUGCUGACUCUCGGCGGAAGCGGUGCUAAGGGUGUAUUGUUGCGCUGGGCUGUUGUCGCUUGGAUUGCAGUUGGAACCAAAAGAUUGCCGCAGCUUAACAAUGGUUUGCCUUCUUGGUUGCGUUGA